ACUUUCACACAUGGCAUUUGCAGUAAGUGCGCUAUGCUCGCGAUUCAAACUGCGCUAGUGUGAGUGGAAAAUACGGAGUUUUAUCAGUGAAAACUUUAAUCUUUCUCUUGCAAAUGUCAACACACUGUUUUCGAUCCAGUGAUUAAAAUGUGAUAAACCGGUUUUGUUGUCACACGAGGAUACAAUGCUUUUUGUUUUAAACCGAUCGUCAGUACAAAAAGUAAAAAAGUGUCGGUGUUUGUGAAAGAAAAAAGUACGCGAAUAAUUUCGAAGUCUAAUGCAGAUAUUCUACAAUUAGGAUCAUGACAACCACUGAACUCUACACUAAGGGUGCCAAGGUAUGGAUUGCACAUUUGCAAAAAGUAUGGGAAGGGGCAGAACUGUUGGAGGACUACACUCCAUCGAAGAAAACGUUGAAAGUUCAAACAGAAGAGAACGAAAUAAAAAUUUUAAAUCUCAAAGACGAAAACGACCUGCCCCAUUUGAAAAAUCCCGAUAUACUAAUAGGAGAAAACGAUCUUACGUCUCUGUCGUACUUACAUGAACCUGCCGUUUUACACAAUUUACAAGUUAGAUUUUGCGAUCAAAAGGAUAUUUACACAUACUGUGGAAUAGUUUUAGUUGCCAUUAAUCCCUACGAUGAACUUCCCAUUUACGGAAAUGAUACGAUACAAACUUACAGAGGGCAAGCAAUGGGGGAUCUCGAUCCCCACAUUUUUGCCGUUGCCGAAGAGGCAUAUACAAAGCUAGAACAAGAGCAAAAGGACCAAAGUAUAAUAGUUUCCGGUGAGAGUGGCGCGGGAAAAACUGUUUCCGCCAAAUACACCAUGAGAUAUUUCGCCACUGUUGGCGGUAGCGCCACAGAAACGCAAAUCGAAAAAAAAGUUUUAGCCAGUAGUCCAAUAAUGGAAGUGAGUUUGAUCAAAAAUACAGUUUCAUUAUGCGAACACAGCGUGCAAUACGAAAGUGUGGGAUUUUUAGAAAAGAACCGAGACACGGUCUUGGACGAACAAAUUUUUUUAAAUGUAUUAAACAUUUCUUUUUCCUUGGAUUAUAAACAAUUAAAGACACAAUUUUGUUAUCAUUUGGGCUUGAUAUUUUUAGAGGAUGUGAGUAACUUCCAUUACCUUAAUCAGGGUGAAAGUCCGGUAAUUGAAGGUGUAAGUGAUUUCAAUGCGUUUGCGGAAACUCUUGAUGCAUUCAAAAUGCUUGGUUUUUCGGAUAAUGAACUAAACAACUUGUUUAAAAUAUUAGCUUCCAUUUUGCAUUUGGGUAACAUUAGUUUUGUGGAUACAACUUUAUCCAUGGAAAACGAACAAAACCAAGAGGGUUGUCAAAUACCGGCGAAAGACAAAAGUUUGGCAAUAAUAUGCGAUCUCCUGGAAAUAAACGGCGAACAACUGAAGCAGUGGCUUUGCACUAAAAAAAUUACAUCGAUGAAUGAUGUAAUUUUGAAGCCAAUGACUGUAGAACAGGCCGUUAUGGCUCGUGAUGCAUUGGCCAAGCACAUUUAUGCGGAAUUAUUUACGUGGAUUGUUAAUGUCAUUAACAAAGCAUUGGAAUCUGACUCACCGAGGCACAAGUUCAUCGGUGUUUUGGACAUUUACGGAUUCGAAACGUUCGAAAUUAAUUCUUUCGAACAAUUCUGUAUCAAUUACGCGAAUGAAAAGUUGCAACAACAGUUCAAUUUGCACGUUUUCAAAUUGGAACAAGAAGAAUACAUACGAGAAGAAAUUGCGUGGACGAUGAUUGAUUUCUACGACAAUCAACCAUGUAUUGACUUGAUCGAAGCGAAACUUGGUAUACUUGACCUGUUGGACGAGGAAUGUCGGAUGCCUAAAGGUUCGGAUGGAUCUUGGACAGAAAAGUUGUAUUCGAAAUGCUCAAAAUACAAACAUUUUUCAAAACCCCGCUUCGGGAAUUUCGCCUUUGUCAUUAACCAUUUCGCAGACAGCGUGCAAUACGAAAGUGUGGGAUUUUUAGAAAAGAACCGAGACACGGUCUUGGACGAACAAAUUUUUGUAUUAAAAAACAGUAAAAACAGUUUUGUCAGAAGAUUGCUAUCGGAUAAUCAGGAAAACAUGCCGACAUCUGGCAAUAAGGUGAAAAUAAUGCCAGCAAAACCUUCAGCUGGGGCAAAAAAGAGUCACAAAAAAACUGUCGGUUCUCAAUUCAGAGACUCGCUCAAUUUACUCAUGUCAACAUUAAAUGCCACAACACCACAUUAUGUUCGAUGUAUUAAACCAAAUGACAACAAGGCUUCAUUUGAAUAUAAUCCACAAAGGGCCGUCCAACAAUUAAGAGCUUGCGGUGUCCUGGAAACGAUACGAAUAUCUGCAGCAGGAUUCCCCAGUCGAUGGGCUUAUAUCGAUUUCUUUUAUCGCUAUCGGGUUCUUUGUCGAUCCCGAGACAUAGAUCGCAACAACAUGAGAAACACUUGCGAGAAAAUAUUAAAUAAAUAUAUCAAAAACAAGGACUAUUAUCAAUUUGGUAAAACGAAGAUCUUCUUUCGAGCAGGUCAAGUGGCCUAUUUAGAAAAGUUACGAGGCGAAAAGCUCAAAAAAUGCUGCAUCAUUAUGCAAAGCACUGUUAGAUCGUUUAUUGCAAGGAAGAAAUAUUUGAGAUUAAAGAAAUUAGUAUUCAAUUUGCAACGUUAUGCAAGGGGCUAUUUGGCCAGACGACGUGCCAAUAAUUUGAGAAGAAACAAAGCCGCUAUUACAAUUCAAAGAUACGUCCGCGGUUGGCUUAAACGUACUCAAUAUCAAAGAAUCAGGAAAACCAUCCUCGGAUUACAGAGCUGUUGCCGGGGCUAUUUGGCCAGAAAGAGGUUUAUCUAUCUUAAAGACAACGCAAUGGCCAUCGUCAUUCAAAGGUUUGCUCGUGGAUAUCUCGCAAGGAAAUACUACAAAGAUACAAGACGGAGAAUCAUUAUUUGUCAAGCUGCCGUUAGAAGAUACUUUGCCAAGAAGCAAUACAAAAAGCUCAGAAUCGAAGCCAGGUCAAUCGAACACGUCAAGUCUCUUAACAAAGGUCUCGAAAAUAAAAUUAUUAGUCUCCAGCAGAAGAUUGAAGAACUUAAUAAAACUAAUUCUGAACUGAAGAACUUCCAGAAUGAAGCUUUGGAAUUAAGGACCAAAUUAAGUAAAUUUAAAGCGUUAGAAAUCGAAAUAAGAAACCUCAACAACUUAGUCAUCGAGAAAAACAAAGUAAUCGACAAGCUUCAAGAAGAAAUAAAAACGGAAAAAGAUGAUAAAGUAGACUUGGUCAACGAAUUGGACAAAUACAAAACUGAGAUUAACGAUAUGAAACAACUUUGGACUCAGGAAACUGCAAGGCUUCGUAAGGAAUUGGAAAAUAUGAACGAGAUCGUUAAAUCUAGUCAGCAUGAUACGGAAGAGGAUAUGAAGAAACGUUUGGAACAGGAAACUAAGUUACUUAUAAAUGAAUACGACAGUGAUCGACAGGCUUAUCAAAAGUUGCUGCAAGAGUAUCAUUGCUUGGAGCAGCACUGUGAAGACUUGGAGAAACAGUUGCACAACCAGAAUCGUCUGCUUCCGUUUCAUAACAGAAAUAUUAGUGAUAUCAGUAGUAUUUCAACAGUAGACGAAAGUCUGAUAACUACAAUUCAUGAAGAUCACGGUUAUGGCUCAGUCAGGUCAACUACAAGCACAAGCUCUCGAGGACAUUUAGACAACAUCGAUUGGAAUGAUACGGUGAAUGGUGUCGAUAGCCACUCAUCAGGUUCGCCAAACCAGAAAGAAAAAGAUGAUAAGAUAAAAAAUGAUGGCAAAGUCGACGUAAAUUUGGUUCUAAAAUUGCAACAUAAAUUGGUUGAGAUUGAAAGGGAAAGGGAUAGGAUGCAAAAACGUUUGGAUGAUAUCGAUAUGUCUCCGAGGACGGAGAAAGAACGAAACGCAGCACAUGAUGCCAUUAAGAUAUCAGAGUUAGAAGUUGCGAAUUGCAACUUGAAGACGCAACUCUUCGAACUUAGGCGAAGCAUUGACGACGGAACAGGGAGUAAGAAACUGGUAGAGGAGAUUAGCAACUUACAAGAACAAUUAGAUCAGAAAAUGGAGGAAAUUGUACAGCUGAAAAGUAUAUUAGCAAAUCAGACAAGCAAUAUGAAAUCGUUAGUUAGUAACAAAAUGAGACCUGAAUAUAUAAAUGAGGAUGGUGAAUUAGCAUUAGCUUACGAAACACAGAAGAGAAUUAAUAAACAGUUGGAGUUGGAACUUCAAGAUGAAAAGGCGAAAUUCAAAGCUUACGAAAAAGAUUAUAAAAACGAAAUCGAAAAAUUGCGAGAAGACAACGAACGUCAGCAACGACUGCUCUCGUCGAAUUUAAAUCCGCAAUCGCAAAACGAGGCAUACAUGCAACAUGAAAUCACAAGGCUCACAACAGAAAAUCUUAGUUUGCAUGAUCGCAAUGAUUUGCUCAAUGAAAGUGUCAGAAAGCUCAAAAAACAAGUGAAAAUAUUGACCAGAAAACUGAAAGAAAUCGGGCAAGAUUUUGAAGAUAACGUGAUAGAAAAUGAAAUCAACAAAGAAAAUGGAGAGGACAAGUAUGGUCGAAUGCAACCAGUGGUGAGAAAAAAAGAACGCGAAUAUUUGGGCAUGUUUUCCUAUAAAAGCGGCGACGAAAACGUUAUUAUGAAGCAUCUAGUUGUUGAAUUAAAACCACGUACAGCAGUUACUCUCCUUCCUGGUCUUCCAGCGUACAUAAUUUUUAUGUGUAUCCGCCAUACCGACUACAUUAACGAUGAAGAAAAAGUAAAAGCGUUGUUGUCAUCCUUUACGAACUCGGUUAAAAGGGUUGUCAGAAAACGAAACGAAGAUUUCGAAACAAUGGUCCUUUGGGAGUCGAACACUAUCAGAUUAUUACAUAAUAUGAAGCAGUACAGCGGUGACAAGGCAUUCCAAAGUAAAAAUACACCAAAACAAAACGAACAAUGCUUACGUAAUUUCGACUUGUCGGAAUAUCGACAAGUUAUUUCUGAUAUGGCUGUGUGGAUUUACCAAGGUGUUAUUAAAUUAAUGGAAGAGAAGAUUCAACAUCUAAUUGUACCUGCCAUAUUAGAACACGAAGAGAUUCAAGGUUUUGGAGGGAAACCGAGCGGAUUUAGGGGAAGAUUGAGUAGCAAAUCAAGCGAACUUAAUAGUCCUGGACCUAAGCAGAAACCUUUAGACACACUAUUACAAGAAUUAACAAAUCAAUAUAAGAUUCUUUCAUUUUAUGGGAUCGACCCAGAAGUGAUUUCGCAAAUUUUUAAACAACUAUACUACUUUAUGUGUGUUUCUAGUCUAAAUAAUUUGCUCUUAAGGAAAGAAUUGUGUAAUUGGUCAAAGGGUCUCCAAAUUAGGCACAAUCUUUCACAUCUGGAAAUGUGGACGAGAGAGAAGAAUUUACAGGAGAAAGACAUUCAGGCCACUCUUCAGCCCAUAAUCCAAGCUGCACAAUUAUUACAAGCACGAAAGAAUGACGAAGAUGUCGACAGUGUGUGCGAUAUGUGUUCAGAUCUUACAACUCUUCAAAUAUGUAAAAUACUUAAUCUUUAUACCCCAGUGGACGAAUUCGAACAAAAGGUGCCAGCCUCCUUUAUCAGGAAAGUGGAAGCGAAACUUCGGGAAAGGUCCGAUAGUAACAAGCAACAGACUCUUCUAAUGGACAUCUUAAUGAAAUUCCCUAUACGUUUUCCAUUUAAUCCAUCCGUUAUUUGUCUUGAAGACGUAGAGAUACCUGAGGUUUUGAAACUCGGUAAACUUUUAGAGAAAGUAUAAAUUGCAUUCCUAUUCGUUUUAACUAUAUUUUUCGAUCGAAAAUAACUGUAAGUGUUAUUUAUUUAUUUUUGUAUAUACACAAUUAGUACCAGUAUUAGAUAUAAUAAUUUUUUUUUGCAUGUUUCUGUGUGUGUUUUGUUUUACUAAUAUUCUGAUGUUAAAAAGAUACACAAAACAAUCCAUCGUCAAUAAUAUAUAAAUGAAAAUUGUUUAAUAACGAAAAUGCCUUAAAGAGAAGUGUGUUAUUGUUAAAAAAAAUCAAAAAUUAUUUAUUUGUUAUAAAAUUGGCCCUUUAUUCUAUUCUCAGACAGAGUAAAUGUUAUUGAAGGUUCCAUUAAAUUGGGGCUAAAUAACAAACAUGUAGCUAAUUUAUUACGUACUAGAGGUGGUUUUAUAUUUUUUAAAAGAAUUUACAUAAUAUGUAGCUUUCUGUGAUAAAGAACAACAUUAUUAUUGAUUGGUGGCAAUAUGCAUAUGUUCGCCAGUUUUUUUGGAUUGCAAUGAUAUUAAUAAUUAUUAGACUUUCAGCAGGAAACUGCUUCGAAGUAUUUUCCAAAAUACAGGGUGUGUUAUAGAAAAUUAUAAGCAUUAAGAAUCAGCUUUAUUUCACAAGUGUGAAAUGUUUCCAUGCAGUUAAUAAAUAAAUGAAAAACUAUAAAAGUAUUAAAAAUAAUUAAAACAAUUAUGGGGCUUGCUUCCUUGAAGUGAAAAAAUUAAAUGAAAUUAAAAAAAAAUGGGAAAAAGAAAAAACAUGAAUGCAGGACAGGAAAUUGUUAAGUACUUAUAUUAUUAUACUAAUACAUUCGGAAUCUAUAGCUGUAUUAAGAUUUAGGCAAUGGGCUACGGUCGAAAUGAAUGAUUAAGUUCGCGCGUGUAAUUGAUGGUCUUUAGCGAUACUACAUUGAAAACGUGGGUAAAGAUUAUACCCCGAUGUCUCCAUAGUAACCGAAUUCUACCAGCGCCUAAGUUAUUAGUAUAUACUGAAAAUAUCAGCUACAAUUUUCGUCAUUUUGAUUACGGCCCAACAGACCAAACUUAAUUAAGUCAUUAUUUCUUUUUUCAUAUUGUUUAUUAGCUAAAAAAUUCAGAUUCACACAUGGCGUUAACAUAUUUUUUGGUGAGUAUGUUUGGUUAUGCACCCUGUAUAUUUGUAACAGUAAGAACAUUCCUUAAAGGGCACACGUUUUCUUAUACAUGUAGGUUCUACGUAUAUAUCUCCAAAUAACUAUAGUAUGUAUUUGCAUAGUGUGCCAUUUAGAAUUCGAAUAAGUACUUCAAAAUAAUGCAAAAGAUAUUGGCGAGAUUUUGGGUUCUCCAUUUUACUUAGCAACAAUAUUUUCGUACGUAUUCAAUGCAAGAAAAUAUGAGCAAAAGAAAAGAGGGCAAGCUCGCCAUGGUAGUAAAAUUUAGAUUAAAAGUAUAGGAUAUUUAAUGCAUGCUCUUAUAGGCACUGCAUUGCAUACAUUCGUAGGUGAUAUGUUGUAAAAUACUAUGUAUGAAUGUAAUAUAUUUAUUUGAUAAGUUAAUUUUCCAGAGGUUUACGAAUGUUGAAAUUAAAUGUGUUCUGGUAUGGUAUAUAUUUAUAAAAAAAUGUUAUUGUUAAAGAAUACGCAAUUAAAGGUAUAUUUAUAUUUACAAGCUACACAACAUACAUACUCUAUGCGUAAGAAAACAAUAACAGUACCAAAUUUAACGAAUGUUAGAUAAAAUAUAAAAUAGAAGAAUUA
Agrilus planipennis (emerald ash borer) is the source of this 7504-nucleotide messenger RNA. RefSeq names its product unconventional myosin-Va (gene didum). The record is from RefSeq and is a predicted model, not a curated record. The coding region runs from base 303 to 5777 and encodes 1824 amino acids. Gene Ontology annotation, molecular function: microfilament motor activity; actin filament binding; ATP binding. Lineage: Eukaryota; Metazoa; Arthropoda; Insecta; Coleoptera; Buprestidae. Gene Ontology annotation, cellular component: myosin complex; vesicle; cytoplasm. Gene Ontology annotation, biological process: vesicle transport along actin filament; actin filament organization. The transcript has 18 exons.